UCCACGCUCCGCAGCCGCUUUUACCUUAUCCCCCUUUGGUGUAGUGUGGAGAGUGCUCCGCUCGCGGAGAGACACCAAAAACUUGUGUACAUCACGGCGAAGGGGACACAUGUAUUACAAGUACAACAGUGCAGUGCCGUGCGGUUAAUUUGUAUACUUCAUAAUACUUGCACCUGUAAUAAGUAAUAAGUGGUGCAUAUGUGUAUAGGACACGUCGAUUAAAGAGGGACCACCGGCUCGAUGUGCACGCCGACGGCGUAACGACUCAUCCGCAGGAGCUGGGCGCCACGCGCGCUAUGUGGUGUGAUUGCAGGGGGUAUCAUCAGCGGAUGCAGACGAGGACGACGCACCGAGGAGCCAUCACCGUGGUAGCAGCAGGAGGAGGGGAACGAUGAUGGUGAACGAUACGGCGAACGAGUGCUCGCUGUGCAGCCUGGGCCCGCCGCCGGACAUGAUACUCCGGAUACCCCCGCCGCCGAUGCCGAGUUUUCUCAUGCGCGCCUCGGAUUACUUCAUCAGCGGGACCGGCCCCGGUGCCAAUGCCGGCGCUCCCGGGGCAAAUGGUGGCGGUGCCAACGCCGGGGUCGCUUCUUCGGCCAGCCCCGGGGCCAACGAGCCCGAGGACGGACCGGCCGAUCACUUUGACAACGGCGCCCCGUGUCGGCACACGUGCGACUGGCGAGCCGAGGGGGUCCGGUACGUCGAGGUGCCCCAACAAGGAACGUUUCUCGACGACACGUGGUUCAUAGUGUUGAUAUCAGCGUGCGUGGGCGUUGUUUUCGUCGGAAUCAUACUAGCAACUUUCAUGUACAAAUGUAAAUUGGAACCAGAAGUAGCCCACCCAAACGACGACGCGUCCCAGUGCAGCAACCGCAGCAACAAAAACAGCACCCUGUCUACGUCGACGGCCAGCUCGGGUAUGCAAACGACGACAACCUCGGGCGGGCCGUGCAGCAAACUGGGCCUGCCGAGGCUCCAGAGCGAGGCGGUCCUGUACCCGUGCGCCCACCACCAGCAGCACGACGCCCUCUCGGACUCGCGGGUCAUGUGGGCGACCCUGACGCCCCGCGGCACCACGAGGCACUACGUCGAGGAGCACACCUACGAGACGAUCGGAGCCACCGCGGCCGGCUCGCCGAUCGUGGAGGACACCGACGGCACCGCGGCCGAUGCUUCGACCGUCGACGGCGUUGUGCGGCCCCCGGAGCCCACGCUGCCCCCACCUCAGUCGGUGGGCAGCUUACUCAGGCCUCCGGGGCACAGGAGACGCUACACCGAGGCCGGCAUCAACGAACACACGUACUCCGAGCCACCGGCGGUGCCGGCCCCGCCGAUCCCGACUCGUCCAAAGGACGAAAAGGCCUUUGACAAUACAGCUUUCGUGGAUUACGAGGACCCGCACCAAAUGAAAAACGAGUAUUACCAGCUGGAGGACGUCCUCGAGCCCUGCGACCCGAUUUUUUCGGUCCAAGGUCUGUACAGUAUGCAGCCGAGGAGGAACAGCAGCAGCUCGGCGAGCGGCACCUUGCGCCCGCGCGUCAGCUCACCCAUGAGGAUCGAGCACCCAAACCUGCCGCCCCUGAACCUCCAGCCGUCGCUCAAGCGCAACAAGCAGCAACGCAAGAACUCGUUCCACCAGCCCGGCCACCAUCUGCAUCACCAUUCGCAUCACCACAAUCAUCACCAGCAACAAACUUCGCCUCAGCAGGCUGCGCCAGGUGACUGCACGAUACUCAGGUCCGGCAUGACCUCUCCGACCACCUACAUACCGACCAUCUAAGGACUCUCCAUCUAUACAUUACCCCCCCCCCCCCCGACUCUACGUCUAUACCUGCAGCGUACUGUUCUAUACAUAUAUAGUAUAUAUUAUUAAACCCUUAGGUAUACCAAUUCUAUCUCUCUGCCGUGCAGACUAGACUGUCUUUUUUUUUCUUCUUCUUUCUCUUCGUUUGUUUUAAUUUUUAAUUUUAUUUUAUACAUACAUAUACAUAUUUUAACAUAUAUACAUAUAUACAUAUAUAUUUAUAUUUAUAUUCUUACUGCUGUGCGAAAGCGAGACCGCGUUGAUGGCGUGAGAUAAAAUGGGAAUCAAACGCGUGUUCUUGUAUGCGUGUAACAUUGUUGUCGGAAAAUAUGAAUCAUAUAUAGAAAGUGUUGCGAUUUGUAUACAUGUAGUAUAAUAAUUAUACGUAUAAGUAUAUAUUUGAGGAGGGAAAGAGGCGAUUGUGCAUCAUUGGAUUUGACAACGCAGAUAUAGUAUGAGCUUCGAGAACCUUUAGAUUUGGUCGUGCUUGGGCUGCAGUAUUUGCUCGAUGUAGCGCUACUUUGAUACACACACACACACAUACACAUAUACAUAUACCUAGAUAAAUGGGUAUAUAAGUUUAUACAUAUAUAUCGUGGAAUUGUUACCACCUGAUAUAUACAAUAUACUUAUUAUCGCUCGAUCGUUAAUCCGUCGAUUAUUGUGUAUAUUAUAUGUAUUGCUUGGGUUUUAAUUAAUAUAUGAGUACCUGCUGCGAAAGAGAACGUGAAAAUUUCGAAAACAGGAGAGUAUCGAUCGAUCGAUCGCAAUAUGUUAUAUAUUAUAUUAUAUAUACACGCGUGUACAUCCGGCCCUUUACUAUGACAAUCAAAUGUGUAUAUGUAACGAUCGCAUCGGACUCUUCUGCACUGCUAUAUAAUAAUAAUAAUAAUAAUAAUAAUAAUAUUAUCAUCGUACAUAAUUAUACACUCGAUCGCUUUUAUUCGUAUAUUUUCUUACGUAGGUAUAAUUAUGUAGCGUCCCUUAUCGUUCGUCUCUGCGUUUGUACAUAAAAUAUGCUAUUCGCGCGUUUGAGGAAGUAUGACCAAAUCUAGAAUAAUCGAGAAUGUUGAAAUUUUUUUGAGCCAUUAAAGGAUAAAAAAAAAAAAAAAAAAAAAAAAAUAAUAAUAAUAACAAUCAUCCAUUUAUCAACGAGAAAAGACCAAUGUAGUUAGUAAGAAUUAGAUUUUUAUCGAUGAUCACGCAUAUUUAUAUCGACGAUAUUAAACAUGAAUAGGAGACGUGUAAUCAAGUAUAUCGCUUUAUAAUUAAGUAGAUGAUUCAUUUUUUCCGAUGAUACACAGAGUAGUGAGGAGAUAUGUACAUGACAUAUAGUUAUUUAUGAAAUAUCAGCUACGUAGAAAGAAAUAUUUUUAUUGCUACUUAGAACGUUUCAUUUAUUCACUGCCAGAAUAGAAGGAUUUCUAAAAUAGUUGAUGAUCAAAAAAAAACGAGAAAAAAAAAAAAAAAAAAAAAACCAAUAAUAUUAUCAAGAUUUCGCACAACGGACUAUAAUUUCCUACAAAAGUCUGAAGACGCGCGAAAUUGUAUAUCGAUUUUUACUCGAGUCCGCGCAAACUAGAGUAAGCCCCGGUAACGGACUUUAGUUCCCAUUUGAAAGGAUCAACUCGUCUAAAACACGUCCUUUCGAAAGAAGUAAGUUUGAACGGGUAGAAAAACUGAAUUAACUCUAAGUCGAGCGAAAAAAACAAUUUUCAAGUAAUAAGCUGUAACUUUUCGUAUAAAUUCUAAAGUCUGAGGGAAAGAAAGAUAUACGCAUAAAAUAUAUGUAUCGUUUGUAUUCGAAUCGCAUAUCUCGACGCUAUUGUUUCUAUAUAAAAAAAAGUUAUCACUUGCUCUUGAAGAAAAAAAAAAUCUGCUGCUUUUAUUGGUCUUGCAUUUGUAUUAGUAUAUAUUUACGAUUUUUUCGUAAACACACCUAUACCUAAUAUGAUAUUGUAUUUCUCGUCUUGAGAGCAAGUUUGAUAACAAACGGCAAAAACGUUCCUCGUGUAAACGCACUUGACUCACUUGCAAAUCGUUUUAAACCAUCGUGUAAUUGUAUACUGCGUAAAUUAACUUUUACGUUUUUUUAACACUGUUACUAUCUACAUUAUAAUUAUCACUCGUAGCGUAUUUCGUUGAUACGAAAUAUUCUAUUUAUUUGAAUAAGUAACGAUUAAGCAAUAUCUAAAACGCUAUGCAGAAAUUUACUUAUUAUCAUCAUUACUUUGGAAAGGAUGGAUAAGACAAAACCAAAUGAGAGAAAAGUGAAAUUUUUACAUGAAUUUUCAUAGGAUUUUCAUAUAUGAUUACUUGUAGACGAAGAUGAUUCUACAAAACCUGCGGGCCAUGCGAUACUGUGACUAACUUCUAAUCUACUUCAGUGUUCCUAGUACUUAAGAAAUAUAGAAUACGUCACACGACUUGAUUUUGUAACUAUUAUUCGUUUAACGCGAACUCGGACUGAUCUCACAAAAUUGUAAAAGCAAUUCACUUUACGAAAAGCAAAAGGAAAAAGAAAAAAAAAAAAAAAAAAAAAA
Copidosoma floridanum is the source of this 4347-nucleotide messenger RNA. RefSeq lists its product as uncharacterized. NCBI's taxonomy places the organism in Eukaryota, Metazoa, Arthropoda, Insecta, Hymenoptera, Encyrtidae. The record is from RefSeq and is a predicted model, not a curated record.